Molecule: messenger RNA, 3071 nt
Organism: Sphaerulina musiva SO2202
Lineage: Eukaryota; Fungi; Ascomycota; Dothideomycetes; Mycosphaerellales; Mycosphaerellaceae
Exons: 2
Coding region: 384-2900 (838 amino acids)
Biological process (GO): galactose metabolic process
Molecular function (GO): nucleic acid binding
Source: RefSeq, a predicted model, not a curated record
CGCGCACACACAGCGUCUUGCAAACACGAACGACUCGACGCCGGCGCCGACGACACGCGCCGAACGACGACCGCCACACAGCUUGGAGCGCGACGAGCGACAAUCCAUACCCACCGACUUCAGCGGUCAAGAAUCAGCAAAGAGAAAAGACUCCAUGUGCGCGCUGCACAAUGUCCAGACUCCUGGCUGUGGACUUAACUAUUUUCCUUGAGCCGCCAGUUUCCUGAGAGUCUGUUUCGGUAGAUCUGCUACAUACACAACCACAUCAGAACUUACCGUUUGGCAAGCCCUGCGCUCGCCGACACUCAGGAAAUAGCGGCUCUCGGACUCUGUGUUCACCAAUUGAGCGCCCGCUUGUUUCUGGAAUCCCUACGUUUGGCACCAUGACAUCCUCUGCUGCGCCGAACGCGGCCGACAUCAAGAAGGAGAAAUUGUCCUUCGCAAAGAUUGCGGCGGCUGGAAUUAAACCACCAAAUCCUCAACAGAAUUCUCACAACAACCCUUCCGCCAAACAGAAACACGACAUAACUUCUGCGCCGCGAGACGGGAUCACUGUCUCCCCUCCCAGCGGAGUUGCUCUUCCCCAGAGUAUGCUCAAGCCGAAGAAGCUCGUCCAACUUGCUUCUCGAGAAGCCAAGGAUUCACCUUGCGAUCCAGCCCAUCGACCACAAGUUCGUGUCCAGCUAGCAGAUCAACAGCCAUUGCGGCCGACAGGACAGACCUCGGAAGGCUCUUGCACGCCUGCGCACGCCGAUGAUGCUUCUUCGAGCGACUCGAACAAGCCACUGAGCAUGGAUGGUAAAAGCGUCGCAUCGGGCACAACAUUCAACGCAUUGGACGAGAAGGAGUCGCUUCGCCCAGACGAUAGCGCCAGCGUCAAAGCUGUUGAGGAUGAAGAUUUGUACUCAGCGCCUGGCUCAGGCAUGCCAUCGCGAGGCGGCUCAGAUGAUGGCGCUCGUGCUUUUCGGGACCAGCUUUUGGAGAUCUCGGCAAUACGAGGAGGACCGCCACCAUCGUAUGGAAUCGCACCAAAAGGUGUCCUGUACGUGCCCCCUCACGGUCCUGGAGUUGGUGCUGUGCCUGCAGCCACACACGGAAGGGGUAUCACGAACCCCACACUUGAGUGCCGACCCGAUCAGAAAUUGCUUGAUGCGCUGGAUCAUCCGCAAGAUCGUGUAUGGGUCCUGAAAUUGGAACAAGAUGUCCUUGACUUUGUGAAAGAUGCUAAGGAGUCCUCGUUGACCCUGCCGCAAUGCCACUCCUUCUACCGACUACUUGCGCACAAGAUGGCAGACUAUUAUAUGCUUGGACACAUCAUUGACGACUCCAACGCCGCGGUCCGUUUAUACAAAACGCCCAACUGCAGAAUUCCUCCCCCUCUGACGGGCAUCACUGCGCCUUCCACUGCAGCGAGCACGCCGCCGCCAAUGGUACCUGCGAUGAAGAUCUUGCGUCGUGGCGACCCAGAUGCUCCUGUUAUUACCAGUGGCCCUGGAAUGCGUACCAAAAACGGCUCAGACGGCGAGAGUGGAGACGACAAGAAGAAGGGUCCCAAGACGCGUGAGGAGCGAGAGGCCAGAUACGAGGCAGCACGAUUGCGCAUCAUGGGAUCGGCAAAGCCUCUAGAAUCCCCAGAGACGCCCAAGGAGAAGCAAGACUCAAGGUCCAGCUCCGCUGCCGGAAAGAAGCACAAGAAGAAAGCUCGAGCCGAUGACGACGAUGGAUUUGAAGCUCGUUCUGCGUACAGUAACUUCUUUACCGCGUACGGGUCGGAUGGUGUUCCUGCGCCUGCUUAUUCCUAUCCCCAAGUGAACGAACAAGCUGCAAACCAGUUCCAGGCCAUAUAUGGACAACAGUCACAGACUGGACCAUUCACUCAACCGAUUGCGUCAGUGGCUGGCAAUAUGCAAUGGAAUCAGCAGCCAUACCAGAACGUCGAUCCAACUCAAGCAUGGGCGCAGGGUCAAACAGGACCAUAUGAUUUGUCUGCGGACUUCCAACGCAUGUCGGUCCAAUCUCAGAUGCCACCUCAGCAGAGUCACAAUAUGACGCAUGGUCAAGGCUAUGGAUCGAAUUAUGGUCAACAAUACUUCUCACCUCAGCAGAAUUGGCAACAGCAGCAGCAGCAGCCACCACAAACACAACAGUAUCCGGGUCCCGCGCAAAGCCCGUCGUCUGGCUAUGGUUACGGGGCUAACUUCCCUCCACCGACAAACUCCUCGCCUGAACAGGGUUAUCAAUUUGGUCAACUACCAAGUCAAGCAUUUCCAGGCCGACCUGCCAAUAUGAAUGAACAUCCACUGCCGGGGAGCUACAAGGGCAAGAACUUCAACCCACAGAGCCAGACCUUUGUGCCAGGACAGCCUAAUGGCAGUCCUGUCACUCCGCAAGGUAUACCAAGUACGCCUGGUGGCUUCCGUCAGCCAUUCCAAGCGCAUUCGCCGGUACAACUCGCCCGACAUGCUUCUGCACAGUCUCAGGCAUCAUCAUUUGGGUCCCCACACCAGCCCCAGCAGCAUCUAGCCCCACCUCGCGCAAUGGGACAGCCUCUCGUGCACCCUCUGCCACAAGGUCCCGUAUUUCCACGACAAACAUCGCCCAGCGUUCCCCUGCCUGCCAAGCCUGGCUCUGGUCAGCAAUACCAAAUUCAAAUGCCCAUGCAGGCUCCCGCUGCCCAUGCCGUCCAAGCGCAAAGUCUGCUUGCGAAAUGGGGCACUCCUUCAUCGCUUCCUGCGAAGCCACCACCAACUCGAGAGCAUUUUGAUUCCCAGAAGAUGUCACACAUACAGCGGCAGCCUUUCAAUUCUGCUGCAGCUGCACCUCGUCAACCGGGGGGAUUUUCGCCGUACAGCAUGUCUCCAGGACAUCUUGUCAAUGGUGGUGGAGUCUACAAGGGAUAAAUAUGGUCGUGCCCCAGUGUGCCCACAAUGGUGUGACGGCGGGCUCUCAUCUGCAUUUAGAUGAGUCUCUCUCAUGGAACACUGAUGGUGGUGGAAGCUCAUGCUAGUGGCUCUCAGAUGUUGCUUAGCCUUUUGACAUAGCAUACCAUAGACUACGAAAAAAGUUUGAUC